AUGGCUCAUUCCAAACCGGCUGGACCGGUUCAACUCAGCUUCCUUCUCUUCUUCCUGAUGGCAACGGUGGAGAUGCAUCGAGGCAGCAGCUCAUCUUCCGAAAGGACGGUGGAAAUGCGAGGGAGGAAAGUGCUGGAGAACGAUCUGGUCAUUAGCCCCCCCAUGGGAUGGAACAGCUGGAAUCAUUUCAAGUGCGACAUCACAGAAAAGCUUAUUAUGGAAACGGCUGAUGCUAUGGUGUCUACUGGGCUUGCAUCAUUGGGUUACCAGUACAUAAAUUUAGAUGAUUGCUGGGGAGCAUUUAAUAGGGAUUCCAGGGGUAAUCUUCAACCUAAUUCAUCAACAUUUCCUUCUGGAAUCAAGGCACUUGCAGAUUAUGUGCAUGCCAAAGGGCUUAAGCUUGGAAUCUAUGGUGAUGCAGGGAAUAGGACUUGCACUUUAAGAAUCCCUGGAUCACUUGGAAAUGAGCUAAGGGAUGCAAGAACUUUUGCCUUAUGGGGAAUUGAUUAUUUAAAAUAUGAUAAUUGCAAUAAUCUUGGUAAAAGUCCAAAGAAAAGAUAUAAGAAGAUGGGCAAGGCCUUGAAAUAUGCAGGUAGAAAUAUAUUCUUCUCCAUAUGCGAAUGGGGAAGAGAACAUCCGGCAACUUGGGCCCCAAUGGUUGGAAAUAGUUGGAGAACAACUGAUGAUAUUCAUGAUGAUUGGGAUAGCAUGACAGAUUGUGCCGACCAAAAUGACAAGUGGGCAUCCUUUGCAGGGCCUGGUGGAUGGAAUGAUCCGGACAUGCUUGAAGUAGGAAAUGGUGGAAUGAAAACUGAAGAGUAUCGUUCACAUUUCAGCAUUUGGUCACUUUCCAAGGCACCUUUAAUUAUUGGCUGUGAUGUUCGAAAUAUGAGCCAUGAAACUUUUGAGAUAUUAAGUAAUGCAGAAGUUAUUGCAGUAAAUCAAGACAAACUUGGUAUUCAAGGAAAGAAGGUGAAAGGAAGCCGCGAUUUGGAGGUGUGGUCGGGUUUGCUCAGCGACGAGAAAGUUGCUAUUGUGCUUUGGAAUAGAUUAUCUUCACCAAAGCCCAUCACUGCAUAUUGGUCUGAUAUUGGCCUUCAUCCUUCAACGAUUGUCGAUGCUCGAGACCUUUGGACACAUUCAACCAUUUCAUCAGUUAAGGGGCAGUUGACAGCCAUUGUGAAUGCUCAUGACUGCAAGAUGUAUGUCCUAACACCAUUGAAAUAGCGCUUCAAAUUUGAAAUUCGAUUU
Messenger RNA from Dendrobium catenatum, 1251 nucleotides. Its product is annotated as alpha-galactosidase-like. The record is from RefSeq and is a predicted model, not a curated record. Gene Ontology annotation, molecular function: hydrolase activity, hydrolyzing O-glycosyl compounds. Lineage: Eukaryota; Viridiplantae; Streptophyta; Magnoliopsida; Asparagales; Orchidaceae. The transcript has 15 exons. Gene Ontology annotation, biological process: carbohydrate metabolic process. The coding region runs from base 1 to 1227 and encodes 408 amino acids.